UCUCGCAGUCUGGUGCACUUUGCCCGUGCAGAGGAGACUGAAGCGAUGCUCGUGCCCCAGAGGAGACCGCCGGCUCUUUCAUUCACGCAUUUAUGAAUAAAUAAGGACAAAGAAUCUCCCUGCGAUUAAAAAAAACACCUCAAAAUGGCUCCUUUUUCUAAGCGCGCGAGGAGGAGGAGGAGGUGAGAGCGGCGCCGGUGAAGAGGAUCAAGAUAGAAGCGCUUUUCUUGGUCUGAGGAGGCGGAGGAGGAGGAGGAGGUGCGCCUGUGUUCUCUUAUCGUGUAAGAGGAUAAAAAGAAAAGGGAAAUUAAGCUGUUUUUACGGGACCCUCUCACGGUAACAGCAUGAGUAGCGGGCCGGAUGAGAGCUCGGUGCGAGUCGCCCUGAGGAUUCGUCCUCAGCUGGCCAGAGAAAAGAUCGAGGGAUGUCACAUCUGUACGUAUGUGAUGCCGGAGGAGCCGCAGGUGGUCCUGGGUAAAGACAAGGCUUUUACCUAUGACUAUGUCUUUGACAUGGACUCCCAUCAGGAGAACCUCUACACCCACUGCACCGAGAGUCUCAUCGAGGGCUGCUUUGAGGGCUACAACGCCACCAUCUUUGCUUAUGGACAGACGGGUUCGGGGAAGACCUACACCAUGGGAACCGGCUUUGACGUCAACAUUGGAGAGGAUGAGCUGGGUAUCAUUCCCCGCGCCGUCAAACACCUGUUCAGAGGCAUCGAAGAGCGGAGACAGGCCGCCACGGAGCAGGGCAAACCAGUUCCCGAGUUCAAGAUCAACGCACAGUUCCUGGAGCUGUACAAUGAGGAGGUGCUGGACUUGUUCGACUCAACACGGGACAUCGAGACCCGGAAACAGAAGUCCCAUGUCAAGAUCCACGAGGACGCCAGCGGAGGCAUCUACACCGUGGGAGUCACGACACGCACUGUGACCUCUGCAGCUGAGAUGAUUCAGUGUCUAAAACUCGGCGCUCUGUCUCGUACGACCGCCAGCACCCAGAUGAACGUCCAGAGUUCACGCUCACACGCCAUCUUCACAAUCCACCUGUGCCAAGUUCGAGUUUGCUCUCCAGAAAAUGAUGAUAACGCAACAGACAACCGUUUAGCCAACAACUCAGAGAUUAAUGAGUUUGAGACACUGACUGCUAAAUUCCACUUUGUGGACCUGGCUGGUUCAGAGAGACUAAAGAGAACUGGAGCCACAGGAGAGCGAGCCAAAGAGGGAAUCUCCAUCAACUGUGGGCUGCUUGCCCUGGGAAACGUCAUCAGUGCUUUAGGAGACAGAAGUAAACGCUCCUCACACGUGCCUUACAGAGACUCCAAACUGACACGGCUGUUACAGGACUCCCUCGGUGGCAACAGUCAAACUGUGAUGAUCGCCUGCAUCAGCCCGUCAGACCGCGACUUCAUGGAGACCUUGAACACCUUAAAGUACGCCAACCGAGCACGGAACAUCAAGAACAAGGUGAUGGUGAAUCAAGACCGAGCCAGCCAGCAGAUCAGCGCUCUGAGGACUGAAAUAGCCCGACUCCAGAUGGAGCUGAUGGAGUACAAGACGGGAAAGCGAAUGGUGGGUGAAGAUGGGGUGGAGGGCAUCAACGACUUGGUCCAUGAGAACUCGAUGCUGCAGACGGAGAACAACCACCUGAGGGUGAGGGUGAAGGCCAUGCAGGAGACCAUCGACGCUCAGAGAGCCAGACUGACUCAGAUCCUCAGUGACCAGGCCAACCAGACUCUGGCCAGAGCAGGUGAAGGUAAUGAAGAAAUUGGAAACAUGAUUCAGAACUAUAUCAAAGAAAUUGAGGAGCUCAGGGAUAAACUUUUUGAAAGCGAGGCCGUGAACGAGAACCUCAGGAAGACCCUUUCUCGAGCUUCCACUCGCUCGUCGCUCUACGCGGGACCCGGCUCCUUCUCGCCCGCCCUGCUCGCCCCUGAAAACGAGGCCAGCGACGUCAUCAAUAUGGCCAAGAAGGACUUGGAGAAACUGAAGAAGAUUGAGAGGAAGAAGAAGAAAAGGCUAAGACGAUACGAUGAGCAUCACCACCAAGACGUUGAACCUGCCAGCGUCGUCAAAGAAGAAGUGCCUGACAAUGAGCAGGAGCGAGUAAAUGAGGAGGCAGAAGCAGAUGGCAGCGAUCACGAGGAAGGCGAGGAAGCAGAAGAGGAGGACGAUUCCGACAUGGCGGCUGAAGAGACGUCUGAUGAGUCCGACUCUGAAGAACUGGAGGAGAAAGAGAACGUCCAGGCUGAUUUGGCCAACAUCACUUGUGAGAUCGCCAUCAAGCAGAAGCUGAUAGACGAGCUGGAGAACAGCCAGCGGCGUCUACACACGCUCAAACAGCAGUACGAACAGAAGCUGAUGAUGCUGCAGAACAAGAUCAAAGACACGCAGCUGGAGAGGGACAAGGUGCUGCACAACAUGGGAUCAGUGGAGUCAGGAACCGAGGAGAAGGCCAAGAGGAUCAAAGCUGAGUAUGAGAAGAAGCUGAGCUCCAUGAACAAAGAACUGCAAAAGCUCCAGUCAGCACAGAAGGAGCAUGCUCGCCUGCUGAAGAGCCAGUCACAGUAUGAGAAACAGCUCAAGAAACUCCAGCAGGAUGUGACUGAGAUGAAGAAAACCAAGGUGGCACUAAUGCGUCAGAUGAAGGAGCAGCAGGACAGGAACAGGGCCACUGAGUGCAGGAGGAACAGAGAGAUCGCCACACUGAAGAAAGAUCAGCGCAGAGCCGAGCAUCAAGUAAAGCAGCUGGAGGCCCAGAAGAGACAACAGGAGUUGAUUCUGCGCAGGAAGAACCAAGAGGUAACAGCUCUGAGGCGACAGGUGAGGCCUUUGGCUGGGAAGGUAAACAGGAAGGUGAGCUUACCUGAACCUGUGCAAGAGCCGUCACAUCGAGCCACACCUGGAAGGCUGCAGACCCCCGGAGCAUCACAGACCAAUGGAGCCAGGAGUUCCCUAGUGCGGAUGGGAAGUAGUUACCUCAAUAAAUCAGCCAGGGCCAAAUGGCAGUCACUGGAGAGACGCAUCACUGACAUCAUCAUGCAGAGGAUGACCAUCUCUAACAUGGAGACGGAUAUGAACCGACUGCUGAAGCAACGUGAGGAUCUGACUAAACGGAGGGAGCGAGUGUCCAGAAAGAGGGAGAAGACGGCAGUUGACGGUGCAGACGCUGACCGCUCCCUGACCUCACUGAACGAGGAGCUGGAGUCUCUGGGCGCCAACAUCGACUACAUUAAUGACAGCAUUGCUGACUGUCAGGCCAACAUCAUGCAGAUGGAGGAAGCCAAGGAGGAAGGCGACACAGUGGAUGUUGUUGCUGUGAUCAGCUGCUGUAACUUAUCGGAGGCUCGCUUUCUUUUGGACCAUUUCAUGACUCUGGCCAUCAAUAAGGGUCUGCAGGCAGCGCAGAAGGAUUCCCAGCUGAAGGUUAUGGAGGGCAGGUUGAAGCAGACGGAGAUCAACAGUGCCACCCAGAACCAGCUGCUCUUCCACAUGCUAAAGGAGAAAGCUGAGAUCAACCCAGAGCUGGACGCUCUGCUGGGCAGCGCUCUGCAAGAGUUAGGUUACCUGUCACCAGACAAUGGAGAUGACAGCAGUAGUGAUGAGUCUACACCCAGCCCAGCUGCAGAGGGCAGCUCACUUGCAUCAGAUCUGAUGAAGUUAUGUGGUGAAUCCAGACCAAGGAGUAAGGCUCGCAGGCGAACCACCACGCAGAUGGAGCUGCUGUACGCAAGCAGUGGGGAUCUGACCCAUGUUUCCCCCACUGGAGAGUUCUCGCCCACCAUGCUGCCCCUCUCAGAGCGUCUGGAGGGGCCGGCCGACAUGCAGGGUCACAUUGUUGUACAAGCGCCUGACCGCGAGCACACUCCACCUGCACUGUCUGCGAGGCCAGCUGGCAUAUCUGGAUGCAGGUCGCCCACUGGGACAGAGAGGAGGCAACUGGACCGCUCGCCCCUCAACCGAAGAAAGACACAAGACAAAGCACCCGCUGCGACGACGACACAGACCCCAGCACCGACGCACACGUCACCUGUCAACGCAGCAGAAGCCAAAACAAAAGGCAGCGACUACAAAUCGCCGUUGGAAGAGUCACCUGCAUUUGAAGGCCACAGAGGUGUGAUCAACCCUGUGACGUCGCCUAAAAACAGCCGCGGCGCCAAACUCCAGUGUGUCUACGUAGCGGAGGGCCACACGAAGCCUGUUCUCUGUGUGGACGCCACUGAUGAUCUGCUCUUCACAGGAUCUAAAGACCGUACGUGUAAAGUCUGGAACUUAGUGACGGGUCAGGAGAUCAUGUCUUUAGCAGAUCAUCCCAGCAGUGUUGUUUCAGUCAGGUACACCUCUAGUCUCGUCUUCACAGUCUCCACUGCUUACAUCAAAGUCUGGGACAUCCGCGAUUCUGCCAAGUGUAUUCGCACGCUUACGUCAUCAGGUCAGGUGGGUUCAGGCGACACCUGUUCCUCAGCCAGGAGUUUAUCCAUCCCACCAGGAGAGAGCCAGAUUAACCAGAUCUCGCUCAACCCUGCCGGCUCCUUCCUGUACGCUGCCGCUGGCAAUUAUGUGCGCAUGUGGGAUCUGCGCAAGUUUGUGUCUACGGGGAAGCUCACCAGCCACUUGGGGCCUGUCAUGUGUCUGACUGUUGAUAAGUUAGGUAAUGGACAAGACGUCGUCCUCACUGGCUCCAAAGACCAUCACAUUAAAAUGUUCGAGGUGGCAGAAGGUGCUCAGGGCAGCAUCAGCUCCAUCCACACGUUUGAGCCCACGCAUCAGGACAGCGUGGAGUCCAUAGCCGUGCAUGGAGAGGUUUUCUACAGUGGCUCCAGAGACUAUUACAUCAAAAAGUGGGAUUUAGCCAGUAAACAGCUGCUACAGCAGUCGGCCAGUGCUCAGGCAGACUGGGUCAGCGCUCUGGGAGUGGUGCCGGGCUCCCCGGUGCUGGUCAGCGGAUGCAGAGGAGGGCUGCUGCGCCUCUGGCACGCCAACUCCCUCGCACCGCUGGGCGAGGUGCGGGGACACGACAGUCCCAUCAACGGCCUGGCCACCAACAACAGCCAACUGUUCACUGCCUCAGAUGACCGCACAGUGAAAGUUUGGGAAGUUAAAGGUUCCCUGGAGGACGGAGUCCACUGACAUCUGAUUUGUGCUAAUCACAACGUGGGCCAGCAUGUGAGCAGCGUCCACUGACCUCCAACCAAUCAAAAUCAAUCUGUGAAUGGAAGCUCAAAGUGUUGGGCCCCCCCCCCCCCCCCCCCC
Molecule: messenger RNA, 5249 nt
Organism: Solea solea (common sole)
Lineage: Eukaryota; Metazoa; Chordata; Actinopteri; Pleuronectiformes; Soleidae
Product: kinesin-like protein KIF21A
Exons: 37
Coding region: 345-5126 (1593 amino acids)
Biological process (GO): microtubule-based movement; mitotic spindle organization
Molecular function (GO): microtubule binding; microtubule motor activity; ATP binding
Source: RefSeq, a predicted model, not a curated record